AUGUCAUGCGAUCCAAAGUCCACCCAUGCCGGUCUCGUUCGAUACACAUGUGCUUUACGAUUAGCAGGGGCGGCGAUAUGUGAUGCUGAGAGACGCUUACGCGACGAUGUUUUCGUGGCGAUAACUCUCUUCGGAAUGAUUGAGAUGUACGAAGGAGGCUCUAAGGACGCUCUGGUAAAGCAUCAACAAGGAGGCCUCGAUUUGCUUUGUCUACGGACUCCAUCAAACCAUUGCAAAGGCAUGGGCCACUCUAUCUAUGCAGAUUUGCGCCUGUCAUGGAUCCUCUCCGCGAUCUCAAACGGACGAACAUUCCUGGCUAGCGACGACUGGAAAACUAUCCCCUGGACCGAAGCGAGCCCACGAAGCAACUUACACAGUCUACUAGACAUUGCCGCGGAUAUUCCCGGGCUUUGGAGACAAAUGGGAUGCACAUCGCCAGGCUCGGAGUCUGCUUCCCCGUGUACCUCGCUGGAUGAAUAUGAGUACAAUGCCGAGGAUCAAGCCACGCAAAUAGUUCAUCGCCUACAAGAGUGGAAAAAAUCGCAACCGUUUGACGCCCUUCCCGAACCUACCGAGGCGCUUUUCACCGUCAUGGACGAUUUCCCGGUAUUCGAGAUGCACGAUUCCGCUUCGGGAGCCCAUCGACCACGGGACCUGGUUUACCCUAAUGUUGACGUGUGUGCGGCAACGAUCUCAUACUGGGCCUUUUACCUCGCAGUCCCUACCGGAGCGUCCCUAACUUGGCGUUAUCAAUAUGCCUGCAACAUCUGCCGCAGUAUGAGAUUCUGCGUGCAAAACUUUCCAUUCGCUUUAACCUGCCUGGUCAGGUUUGCAUUGAAACUGGUCGGUGUCGUUUUCUCUGCUGACAGCAUUGAGGGACAGUUUCCUCAGAAAUUGUCCCAUUAUUUCUACCAAAAGUAUCGGUUCUCUAUCCUUGACUGA
Messenger RNA from Aspergillus oryzae RIB40, 942 nucleotides. RefSeq lists its product as uncharacterized. The coding region runs from base 1 to 942 and encodes 313 amino acids. NCBI's taxonomy places the organism in Eukaryota, Fungi, Ascomycota, Eurotiomycetes, Eurotiales, Aspergillaceae. The transcript is spliced from 3 exons. The record is from RefSeq and is a predicted model, not a curated record.